GGAAAUUUUGAUCUUUUCUGUUGAGGUGUGUUGUUUUUCUGCUAGUUUAGCUUAAAAAUGAAUUAAUCGGUGGUGAAAAGUGUUGCACAAUCUAUUGUAGACUGUUCUUUAAAAGUCUCUCUUUCAAAUUGAGCGUUUUAAACCGGGCGAAUAACUAUCAUCGUUGCUGUGAAAAUAAAGCUGGUAGCUGGACCGUGCCGAAAGGGUCCUUCCGAUCGAAUCGGAAGGUGUAGCAGCGAAAAAUGAUCGGCGGACUGUUCGUGUAUAAUCAUAAGGGAGAAGUGCUGAUAUCCCGCGUCUAUCGGGAUGACAUUGGCCGAAAUGCGGUUGAUGCCUUUCGGGUGAACGUAAUUCAUGCCCGGCAGCAGGUUCGCUCGCCGGUUACUAACAUCGCCCGAACGAGCUUCUUUCACAUAAAGCGAGCAAACAUUUGGUUGGCGGCGGUAACAAAACAAAACGUUAAUGCUGCCAUGGUGUUCGAGUUUCUGUUGAAGAUUAUUGAUGUGAUGCAAUCUUACUUCGGUAAAAUAUCGGAGGAAAACAUCAAAAACAACUUUGUGCUCAUCUACGAAUUGUUGGAUGAAAUUCUGGACUUCGGUUAUCCGCAAAACUCCGAUACCGGUGUCCUGAAGACAUUCAUUACUCAGCAGGGUGUUAAGACUGCGACGAAGGAAGAGCAAGCGCAGAUCACUUCUCAGGUGACUGGUCAGAUCGGCUGGCGUCGCGAAGGGAUCAAAUAUCGUCGCAACGAGCUGUUCCUUGAUGUGCUUGAAUAUGUUAACUUGCUAAUGAGUCCGCAGGGGCAGGUGUUGUCCGCUCACGUAGCCGGCAAGGUGGUCAUGAAGUCAUACCUUUCUGGUAUGCCAGAGUGUAAGUUCGGAAUCAACGACAAAAUAGUAAUGGAGGCCAAAGGUCGCAGUGGCAUUUCCGGCAAUGCGGAUAACGAGGCUUCGCGCUCGGGCAAACCGGUCGUGGUGAUCGAUGACUGCCAGUUUCAUCAAUGCGUUAAAUUAAGUAAAUUUGAAACGGAACACUCGAUUAGUUUUAUCCCUCCAGACGGUGAGUUCGAGCUGAUGCGCUAUCGUACGACCAAGGAUAUUUCGUUGCCAUUCCGAGUGAUCCCUCUGGUGCGGGAAGUUGGACGUACGAAAAUGGAGGUGAAAGUGGUUCUCAAGUCGAACUUCAAACCUUCGUUGCUCGGGCAGAAGAUAGAGGUAAAGAUUCCGACACCGCUCAACACGUCCGGAGUGCAGUUGAUCUGUCUGAAGGGCAAGGCAAAAUAUAAGGCAUCGGAGAAUGCGAUCGUGUGGAAAAUUAAACGAAUGGCCGGUAUGAAGGAAACGCAACUGUCUGCUGAGAUCGAGCUGCUGGAAACGGAUACGAAGAAGAAGUGGACACGACCUCCGAUUUCGAUGAACUUUGAGGUUCCGUUCGCGCCGUCCGGCUUUAAGGUGCGCUAUUUGAAAGUUUUCGAGCCUAAGCUGAACUAUUCCGACCAUGACGUCAUUAAAUGGGUUCGAUACAUCGGACGCAGCGGAUUAUACGAAACACGGUGCUAAGAACCGCAUCGAGACCUUCACCUGCUUCACCAACUGACUCGAUAUUCGUGGUAUUCUAGUAACAUUGAUAGGAACGAAUUGAGAAUGAUAAGACAACUACUAUUACAUUGUUCAAUAAUAAUAAUCUAUUAUAUAACAUGGUCUGAGUUAAAGAAAAUUCUCAUCAGAAAUCGAAUUUCGCAAAAAAAUGUCAUUCGAAGAAUCACAAAAGUAAACCAACAGAAACAUUUGCAUUAAUUGUGAAACAGUUUAUUGUGAAAUAUGUAUGCAUAUAAACGUAAAAAUAUUGAACCCAUAGUUAUCUAAUACCUUAAUAAAACGAAAAACUCCUUAUUCCUAUUUUGGGAUUGUGCUACAAAAGUUUUGCAAAAAUAUUAAUACCUACAUUUAGCUCCACCCAAAAGAAAAACAAAAGCCGAUUUAGAUAAUGUAGAUCGUUAGCAAUUAUUGUAUGAAUGAUGCUAGGCUAUUCUAGAAAAGUAUCGUGAAUACUAAUUGACUGUCCUGUAUAUGGAAAAUGCAUGCUUUCCAAGUUCAUUGUUUUACAGCUUGUUGUUGUUUUGGCAAAUAGUUGAGAAUCUCAAAUAUGCAAGAAUUUAAUUUUUCAGAUUUGAUUCUAAUAUGUCUAAAUCUGUAUAUAUAUAUAUGAAGAAUUUAUCCAUUCAGGUAUUUUGCGUUUGUUUCAAACUGUAGCCAUUCCAGAGUUAUGUUGCUUUUUUAUUCGCUAAAACCGUUUGUUCCUAACCAGCAAAUUAGGGAAAUUAAAUAAGAAUGAACAAAUGGCGAAUCGACGACAAAUGUAGAGCAAAUCGAUCCGCUUGUACAAAGAACAAAGAGCAACGUGCAUAAGCGCAAAUAACCGUAUCGCUGUAAACGUAGGCCAUAUUGUACUCUUGCGUUAUCCUCUAUUAAUAUAAUGCGCUGAUGAUAAUUGUAUGUCAAAACUUCACAUGAUUCAUGUGCACAUUACGACGCUACUAAGUUUCACACCAGGCGAAACAAUCGAAGCAACUAAUAAUAAACUGUAAAAGAAAAUCACAGUCACCACAAUCAUUCGAAACAAACUGUAAAGACAGCAAAAAAAUUAACGAACAAAAUGCGAGGACAACGGAACGAUGACCGCACCCCCAUAAUAUCAAUAUUUAUGCAGAGUAGGCUGAUUUAUCACAUUACGCAUAAGCAUUACUAAAAUCACGUAGGGAACGGUGCAACACUACGCCAAAUGCGAACGUUUUUCUAAUGUAAGGCAAGGGCGUUGAAAUAAGCGUUUUUCUUUCAAAGCGAUGAACAUGUUUGGUUUUUAAGAUCAUUCUGCUGGCAAACUCGACAAAAUUAAUCAAUAAAAGAAUGAAAGUCUUUUUUCGAUCCCGAAGCAACUUCACUGCAACCACGAGAUGUCGGUUCUACAUCCUUAUAUAUGAUGAUGCUAUGAAAUAAUUAUGCUAUGUAUCUAAUAAAUUAUCAAACAAAAAAUUUGACAUACGGUGGAAUAAAUUGAUGAAAAUAGUU
Sabethes cyaneus is the source of this 3068-nucleotide messenger RNA. RefSeq names its product AP-2 complex subunit mu (gene AP-2mu). Gene Ontology annotation, biological process: clathrin-dependent endocytosis; intracellular protein transport. The coding region runs from base 243 to 1559 and encodes 438 amino acids. Lineage: Eukaryota; Metazoa; Arthropoda; Insecta; Diptera; Culicidae. The transcript is spliced from 7 exons. Gene Ontology annotation, molecular function: clathrin-cargo adaptor activity. Gene Ontology annotation, cellular component: cytoplasmic vesicle; AP-2 adaptor complex. The record is from RefSeq and is a predicted model, not a curated record.